Messenger RNA from Myxocyprinus asiaticus (Chinese sucker), 2405 nucleotides. Its product is annotated as RAC-beta serine/threonine-protein kinase-like. Gene Ontology annotation, biological process: protein phosphorylation. NCBI's taxonomy places the organism in Eukaryota, Metazoa, Chordata, Actinopteri, Cypriniformes, Catostomidae. The transcript has 14 exons. The record is from RefSeq and is a predicted model, not a curated record. Bases 394 to 1836 code for a protein of 480 amino acids. Gene Ontology annotation, molecular function: protein serine/threonine kinase activity; ATP binding.
CACCUUGCUGAAGCGAAGCGUCUGUGAACUCUGAACACGAGAGAGUGAGUCGCGUAAAAGCGUGUUGAAUUAACGCUGAAUCCGGAUCAAGACGCGAUAAAUGAGGCGACACUCUUGUGAAUGUUCUCGUAUAUAUUCAUAAUAAGAGCUGUAAUAUGAUGAAUUCAGUGUUUGUGCGGUGAAGAGCUGCUUAGUAAAGACUGUAAACAGGUAGUUUGGAUAAAUAACUUAAUGUUAUGUUAAUAAUAUCAAAAAUAAGAAGCAUUAAUCGAUGUGUAAUGUUAAAAAAGUAAGUGUUGUUGGUGAGGCUCAAAGUUCAUGCUGUGUUCUAGUUUGUUCAGGAGUAACUGAAGGGAAUCGUGUGUCAAUCACUUCUCAGGCCCCGCCCCCAUCAUGACAGAGGUCAGCGUGGUAAAAGAAGGCUGGCUCCAUAAACGAGGUGAGUAUAUAAAGACGUGGAGACCACGCUAUUUCAUCUUGAAGAGUGAUGGAUCCUUCAUCGGCUAUAAGGACAAUCCAGAACUGACCGAUCAGAGUUCAGCGCCGCUCAAUAACUUCUCAGUGGCAGAGUGUCAGCUGAUGAAGACGGAGCGUCCACGGCCGAACACGUUCAUGAUUCGCUGCCUGCAGUGGACGACCGUCAUCGAACGUACCUUCCAUGUGGAGAGCAGCGAGGAGAGGGAGGAGUGGAUGUGUGCGAUACAGGCAGUGGCCAAUGGGCUGCAGGCACAAGAGGUAGAAGAGCCAAUGGAAAUCAAGUACGGCUCUCCCAGUGACAUCAGCGGUCUGGAGGACAUGGACAUGUCUCUGUCCAAGUCUCGCUCAAGAGUGACGAUGAGUGACUUUGAUUAUUUGAAGUUGUUGGGUAAAGGCACGUUUGGGAAGGUGAUUUUGGUGCGUGAGAAAGCGUCCGGCAUGUACUACGCCAUGAAGAUCCUACGCAAGGACGUGAUCAUCGCAAAGGAUGAGGUGGCACACACGGUCACUGAGAGUCGAGUACUGCAGAACACCAGACAUCCUUUCCUGACGACUCUGAAGUAUUCCUUUCAGACUCAUGACCGCUUGUGUUUUGUGAUGGAGUAUGCAAACGGUGGGGAGCUGUUUUUUCAUCUGUCUCGUGAGCGAUUGUUCUCUGAGGAUCGAGCUCGAUUCUACAGCGCUGAGAUCGUGUCUGCUCUGGAGUAUCUGCACUCACAGAAUGUCGUCUACAGAGACCUGAAGCUGGAGAAUCUCAUGCUGGAUAAAGAUGGCCACAUUAAAAUCACAGACUUUGGUCUUUGUAAAGAGGGAAUCACAGACGAGGCCACCAUGAGAACCUUCUGUGGUACUCCAGAAUAUCUCGCGCCAGAGGUGCUGGAGGAUAAUGAUUACGGUCGUGCGGUGGACUGGUGGGGUUUGGGUGUGGUGAUGUAUGAGAUGAUGUGCGGACGUCUUCCGUUCUAUAAUCAGGAUCACGAGCGAUUGUUUGAGCUCAUUGUCAUGGAGGAAAUCCGUUUCCCAAGAAACCUGUCACCUGAAGCCAAAGCGCUGCUCACCGGCCUGCUGAGAAAAGAGCCCAAACAGAGGCUCGGAGGUGGUCCUGAUGAUGCCAAAGAGGUGAUGACACACAAGUUCUUCUCCUGUAUAAACUGGCAGGAUGUGCUGCAGAAGAAGUUGGUUCCGCCUUUUAAACCGCAGGUGACAUCAGAGACAGAUACACGAUACUUUGACGAUGAGUUCACGGCACAAACCAUCACUGUUACACCUCCAGACAAACUGCACAGUCAGGAUGUGGAUGACCCUGCACAGUGUGCACACUUCCCUCAGUUCUCUUAUUCUGCCAGUAUUCGAGAGUGACGCCGCAUGUCAUCCGGUUUCACUCUUGCUGCACAUUCACACUGAAAGAACAUCCAAUCACCAGCAGCCAAACUGAUACAGCCUCAUCUCCAUCGGCAACCACCCCAUAAUCCUCACCAUCACCACGGAAACCAGCACCUUUGAGCAGCAGCAGGAGUUCUAUACAGCAUUUCUUUAUUGCACUCAGAGUUAAAUGACAGCACGAAUGAAACGCGUUGAAUCUGGUGUGUUUGAGGUCACAACACUCGUUAUUGAAUGUAUUGACCGAUUAAAGCUUUAUUCUGUUAAUAAUGCCUCAUAUCAGACAGAUCGGAGAAUGUGAAUCCUCAUGAGGGCCACACAAUCACUUAACUGUAUUGAGUGUCAUUAUGGUCAACACAAUUUUAUGUUAUAUGAUCAUAUUGGAUUGGAUGACACACAUUUGAACUGUAUGUUUCAAUGUUGAACUGCUCAUGAUUUAAUCAUAUUUGUGAGCACAGCACAAUGACUCUUAAAGUUACACAAAGCAACACUAUGUUUCGUAACUACAGCUGCAACAAUUUACAAACAUUAAAGACUUUCAGCUUGAA